AUGUCUGGUACUUUAGAACUCAAGCAUAUCUUCCAUCACAGCACUGGGCCAUCCAAGAAACCAAGCCGCCGGUUAGACAUAACCCAGGAGUAUUUGGCCAAGCAUGCAUCUUACUUCACUUCGCUCACUCAGCAGCUUGCACAACCAGAGAAUAUACAAGUAAAUGUCAAGUCCGACGAUUUGGAAGAGGUUUAUAAUCAAAUGGACUGGCCCAAGGUUCAUCGCGGUAAGAAUCCAUUCACUAUCCAACUUCCCGUAAAGAAAUCACACAGUGUUUCAACAAGAUUAAAGGAGAGAUCCACUCCAAACUUUAUUGAAUCAUAUCUCUCUUAUGCCACUAGUAUCAAAGGUGAUGCGAGUAUGCUUAACAAGAUAAACUUGGAAUGGGUAGAUGAAGAAAUCAAAGUACCUAACAUUACAGAUAAAAACACGAUUGUGACCCUUGCCACCAUAUCUUCAAACGCAUAUGUCAAAUUCCCAUUGGAUGACGAAGACAAGAACAAGACAGAUUGGAUCGAUAUUGGUGGUUGGGAACCCGAUCAGAAAAAUGACGGAAUAAAUUUCGGAUGGGAAGAAACUGGAUUAAGAGGUCAUGUGUUUGUAAGCACCGACAAUAAAACCGUGGUUAUAGGAAUCAAAGGAACUUCAGGUGCAGGGUUACCUGGAGGCGGAAGUGACGAAACUGGUGGCAAUGAUAAGACCAAUGACAAUUUAUUAUUCUCCUGUUGUUGUGCAAGAAUAGGAUAUAUGUGGACCACUGUUUGUGAUUGUUACGAAGACACGUAUACUUGUAAUCAAGAUUGUCUUGAAAAGGAAUUGUUGAAGGAAGAUCGAUACUACCAAGCAGUUUUACAACUUUAUCGUAACAUCACCGAACUUUACCCUCCUGAAAAGCAUGAUAUUUGGGUAACUGGCCAUUCUCUUGGUGGCGCACUUGCAUCGUUAUUGGGAAGGACUUUUGGAUUGCCAGUAGUUGCAUUCGAAGCUCCAGGAGAAAUGUUAGCCAGCUCAAGAUUGCAUUUACCUUCACCACCAGGAAUCCCUCAUUUUAUGGAAAAUAUUUGGCAUAUUGGAAACACGGCUGAUCCUAUCUACAUGGGUGUUUGCAAUGGGGUAUCCAGCACCUGUAAUGUUGCCGGGUAUGCCAUGGAAACCGCUUGCCAUACCGGAUAUCAAUGUGUCUAUGACGUGGUAUCUGAUUUAGGGUGGAGAGUUAACUUGUUGAACCAUCGUAUCCAUACUGUGAUUGACGAUGUUAUUCUUGCCUACAAUGAUACCGCUAAGUGCAUUGAACAACCACCAUGUCGUGACUGUUUCAAUUGGAGGUUUGUGACACAUGAUCAAGAUGAAGAUGAUCCACCAGAAUUGCCAAACCCUUUGAAGCCGCGUCCUACCAAGGGAAAGGGAAAUACCAUGAUAACAUCAACCACAAGCGCCCCUACCAACACCAAUUCAGGCUCACCGGGAACAACAAACACAGAAUCUAACAGCCAGCCAACAUCAGGAGAGCCCACGGAUACCCCGGAAAAGUGUUUGAAGAGAACAUGGUAUGGAUGGUGUGUCAAAUGGGGACAUGAAGGUGAUGAAGACGAUGAGGACAAUGACAAAUAA
Messenger RNA from Spathaspora passalidarum NRRL Y-27907, 1611 nucleotides. RefSeq names its product triglyceride lipase (gene ATG15). Gene Ontology annotation, molecular function: glycerophospholipase activity. The transcript has a single exon. NCBI's taxonomy places the organism in Eukaryota, Fungi, Ascomycota, Pichiomycetes, Serinales, Debaryomycetaceae. The record is from RefSeq and is a predicted model, not a curated record. Bases 1 to 1611 code for a protein of 536 amino acids. Gene Ontology annotation, biological process: piecemeal microautophagy of the nucleus; macroautophagy; neutral lipid catabolic process.